This is a messenger RNA of Mugil cephalus (flathead mullet), 16366 nucleotides long. RefSeq names its product baculoviral IAP repeat containing 6 (gene birc6). The coding region runs from base 231 to 15305 and encodes 5024 amino acids. The record is from RefSeq and is a predicted model, not a curated record. NCBI's taxonomy places the organism in Eukaryota, Metazoa, Chordata, Actinopteri, Mugiliformes, Mugilidae. Gene Ontology annotation, molecular function: cysteine-type endopeptidase inhibitor activity; ubiquitin conjugating enzyme activity. Gene Ontology annotation, cellular component: nucleus. Gene Ontology annotation, biological process: apoptotic process; negative regulation of apoptotic process; regulation of cytokinesis. The transcript is spliced from 73 exons.
CGUUUACCUAUCGCGUACUGACAGAAAGCCCAGCCAGCCUGGAGUUCCUCAGCGCUGAUGGUGAAUAGCCACUGCUGCGGUAACGGGCGGAGGAGAAGAAGCCGCAGAAGGAGUCUGCAGUGGCAGAGCAGCCUUCGCUCUGAGUUAGUCUUGUAGAUUUAGCAGUAUUACGCGUGUCAUCGGACCCUUACAAAGCCCAGAAGGGAAGGGAAGGGGAGAAAUAAGGAAAGAUGGCGGCCGCGGCCUCGCCGGGCUCCGGCUCGUCCACCUCCUCAGACUGGAUUGUACUGAGAGACGGUUGCCUGCGUUGCGACGAGGAGGGCCUGCGAAGCCUCUCCUACCACCCGGCCCUCAAUGCUAUCUUGGCCGUUACCAGCCGCGGCAAUAUCAAAGUAAUUGACGGCACUUCGGGGUCCAUUCUCCAGGCUUCUGCGUUACACACUAAACCUGGCGGUCGUGUCAGGUGUCAGUACUUUCCCGCCGUCGACAAGGUGCUUUUUGUGGACGACUAUGCAGUGGGAUGCAGGAAGGACCUGAAUGGGAUCUUGCUCCUGGACACAGCCCUCCAACCUCCAGUGACCAAACCUGAGGAUAUGGUUCAGCUGGAGCUACCGGUCACAGAGGCUCAGCAGAUGUUGUCAGCCUGUCAGGAAAAGAUUGAUGUGUCCAACACAGAGGGCUAUGAACUCUUCAUCACUCAGCUUAAAGAAGGCCUGAAGAAUACCUCACAUGAGACGGCAGCCAAUCACAAAGUGGCCAAGUGGGCAACAGUGACCUUCCACCUUCCCCACCAUGUGCUGAAGCUGGUGGCCAGUGCCAUCGUCAGCGAGCUGAAGAAGAUCAACCAGAACGUAGCUGCCUUGUCCGUGGCCUCAUCCAUCAUGGACAGGCUCUCCUACCUCUUGUCAAGCGCCAGGCCUGAGCUUGGGGUGGGCCCCGGGCGCUCUGUAGAUAGAUCCUUGAUGUAUAGUGAGGCCAACAGGAGAGAAACCUUUACGUCAUGGCCACAUGCUGGGUACAGGUGGGCUCAGCCUGAUCCAAUGGCCCAAGCAGGGUUUUACCAUCAGCCUGCCUCCACAGGAGAUGAUAGAGCCAUGUGUUUCACCUGCAGUGUAUGUCUUGUCUGUUGGGAGCCUACAGAUGAACCUUGGUCUGAGCAUGAGCGGCAUUCUCCCAAUUGUCCAUUUGUGAAGGGCGAACAUACACAGAAUGUCCCAUUGUCAGUGACACUGGCGACCAGCCCGGCUCAGUUUCCCAACGGCCCUGACAGUUCAGAUAAGAUUGCUUGCUACGGUUUCGGCAGCUGCCCGCAGUUCCUUGCUGCUGCCACCAAGAGGGGCAAGAUCUGCAUCUGGGAUGUCUCCAAAAUGAUGAAGGUGCACUUGAAGUUUGACAUCAACCCGUAUGACCCAGCUAUUCUGAGGCAGCUGAUUCUUUGCAGUGGUGAGCAAGGCCAGCAGGCACUGACGGAGUCUCGGAGACCAACUCUGGCCUGGUUAGAGGAGUCUUCCUCCUGCUCUGACUUACCCAAGUUAGAGGGAGACAGUGAUGACCAGUUGGAGGAUUCAGACAGUGAUGAGCAUUCCCGAUCAGAGUCUGUAACAGGUCAGCCAUCUCAGUGGGAAAGUAUGGAUGUGAACCUAGGAGUGACGGCUCUGAGUGUGCUCCAGCAGCCUGAGAAGCUCCAGUGGGAAGUAGUGGCCAGUGUGCUGGAGGACACAGUGAAGGACCUGGAGGAGCUGGGCGCCAACCCCUCACUAAACCAAACCAAGGCCCACAGCCAGGCCAAAACAAAAGAUAAGGUCGUUGACCACCACAACAUUCCCUUUCCGUGCCUGCUGGCCGGAGGCCUACUCAGCUACCGCUCAGCAUCCAGCACCCCCAUGGCUGGUCCCCUACCCACAGCCUCUGCUACAUCACGAAGGACCGCAGAUAGCCCGCUUAGGACUCAUGGCUCUGAGCCUUUCAACACUGGGCCUUUACAAGAGCAGGGCCCCAUGGAGAUAGAGACUUGUGACCCUCAGACAGCAACCCAGGAACAGGGCUUUUCAAGCCUAACAGGUUCCCAGCCUCCAAGCCCCUCUGCUCUGCCAGCUGUACGCAGGACUAUACCAGUGCUUUUACUGUACAGUAUCAGAGAGGUGGAUGACAAGUCCUCAGGACAGGUGUUUGCUCAGAUGAACAACUUAAUGAGCAAGGGGCUCCAUGAUGAAGGCUUCACUGUGCCACAGAUAAUUGAAAUGGAGUUUGACACGCAUGAGCAACUUCUUCUUCAGGAUCCUCCUAUCACUUAUAUUCAGCAGUUUGCUGAUGCAGCAACUAAUCUGGCAGGGUUGGAUGGUCACAUGGACAAAUGGAGCACACUGGCUGCAGCAUCUGUCUCUACUCCACCUAGGCCUGGAGCAUUGGUGCAGUGCCUGAGACUACCCAAACAGCUGGAGGAUGAGAAUCUUUAUGUGGACUCAAUUACACCCUGCUGGGAUGGUGUGCACCUUCUGGUUGGUCUGCAGCCAUGUGACUCUGAGUCUCUGAGUGCUACAAACCAAGUGGAGGCUCUUAACAAUCUCAACCGCCUGCAUUCAGCUCUCUGUAGCCAGCGCAAAGGAGACCCCCUACACCCAGUGGCCAAUGGGGUUGAAGGCCAUCAUCCAGGGGCGUCUCCGCCUGAGACACCCCUCAUCCUACCCCCAGGGGACCAGCAGCAGCAACAUCCGAGGUCUCCAAGUGGUGGGAGUGGAGGGGGGUAUCUUGCACUCUACAAGCUCAACUAUUCCACCCGCAUUGUUACUUUGGAUGAGGAACCUAUCAAGGUGCAACAGAUCUGGGACCCUCGUGAUGCCAUCACCUCUCUAAUAUUGCUUCCUCCAGAUGUGCUGGACAGUAGGGAGGAUGACAGUGAAGAGACUCCUGAGGAGACUCUUGCUUCGGGCCCAAAAAACGGCUCAACUGGGUUUGGAACUGGCCCAGCAGGCUGUGCUGACUCUGUAACUGGGACUGCAUGUGGCGCAGCCACAACCAGCAGCAGUGCUACUGUCACCAGUCCCUCCACCUCUGGCCAUAAAGAGAGCAAGCGGUCAGAGGUGGCAGGCCUGGGCCACCUGGUGGUCACCACCCAGGCUGGGUAUAUUAUGAUUCUGGAUCUGUCCACAUUGGAAGUCCUGGCCAAGGUGGAGCCACCUAAAAAGGACGGGUCAGCAGAGGACACAGACCCCUUUGUCUCGGUUACCUAUUGUUCUGGGACCGACCGCCUUUGUGCCUGCACCAAAGGUGGAGAACUUCAUUUCCUUCAAAUUGGAGGUGCGUGUGAUGAUAUAGAUGAUGGGGACAUGUUUAUUGAUGGCCCCCUUUCUAAAGGGGCUGAACUGCUGCUUGAGGGGGCAAAGCCCUCCUCAAACCCUUCUAGCCCUGGGAUCACAGGAGUGGACCUCCUUGUGGACCAACAGCUGACAACAGAGAGUCUGAUGUCCCUUGUGGAGCUGACACGCUUUGAGACAUUGACACCACGCUUUUCAGCAACAGUGCCACCAUGUUGGGUGGAGGUGCAGCAAGAGCAGCAACAGCGCCGCCACCCACAGCACCUUCACCAACAGCACCACGGAGAUGCAGCCCAGCACACCCGUACCUGGAAGCUUCAGAGUGACAGUUCCAGCUGGGAUGAACAUGUGUUUGAGCUGGUUCUGCCCAAGGCCUGCAUGGUGGGCCACGUGGACUUCAAGUUUGUCCUGAAUGCCAGUAUCGUCAACAUUCCUCAGAUUCAGGUCACUUUAUUGAAGAACAAAGCACCUGGGCUGGGAAAAGUCAGCGAGACAGCAGUGGACAGACAGAUUUCCUUUCCUCUUUCAAACAUCCUCCACGCCAAUGGUGAGAGAAAUGGCCAACCUCAGCUCCAUGACUUCACAGAGGACAUACAGUUUAUGGACAUAGAGGAGACAUCGGGCUCCAUGUUGUGUCCCUUCCUAGAGGACCAUAAGGAGGACAUCUUGUGUGGUCCAGUGUGGCUUGCCAGUGGGCUGGACCUCUCUGGCCAUGCUGGCAUGCUUAGCCUCACCAGCCCAAAGCUGGUCAAAGGCAUGGCAGGAGGGAAAUACCGCUCCUUCCUGGUUCACAUUAAAGCAGUGAGUGACAAGGGCAUGGAGGACAGUCCCAGGCCUGUGUUGAGAAUGCCCAGUGUCAAGCCCCAGGGUGCCAAAGCCCACUCGCUGUCCACCCUGCUGCAACGGGCUCAGGCCUCUAAGGAGAAGGUCUCUGCAGUGAAAACAGAGACAUCUGCACCAUCAAAGAAGGUAGAAAACCUGCGAGGCUGUGAUCUACUGCAGGAAGUUUCAGUCACAAUCAGAAGGUUCAAGAAGACAUCCCUACCCAAAGAAAGGGUCCAACGCUGCGCUAUGCUGCAGUUUCCAGACUUCCACGAGAAGCUGCUGGAUGCGCUUUGUCGGCAGACGGAGGGCAGCCCAGCCACUGAGCAUGCCCAAAGCCUCACCCUGGACAUCUUAUGCUGGCUGGCAGGUGUUUUCACCAACGGACCCUGCAGCUUAAAAGAAGGAAAAGAGGGCUUGCUGGUGAAAACCCGAAUGAGGCUAACAGAUAUUGUGCGAGUGUGUUUCUUUGAGGCUGGACGGAGCAUAGCACACAAAUGUGCUCGAUUUCUUGCACUUUGUAUCAGCAAUGGGAAAGGAGACCCAAGUCAACAGGGGUUUGGUGUGAGCCUUCUGAAGGCUCUGCUAGACAAUAUGCCUUAUUUGCCUUCAGCAGCAACUGGUGGCUCUGUCUUCUGGUACUUUGUGCUGCUGAACUAUGUGAAGGAGGAGGACCUAGCUGGCUGCAGUACUGCCUGCGCCUCCCUACUUACCGCCAUCUCUCGACAACUGCAGGACCGCCUCACUCCACUGGAGGCACUGCUGCAGACCAGGUAUGGUCUGUACAGCUCCCCAUUUGAUCCGGUGCUCUUUGACCUGGAGGUCAGUGGUUCAUCUUGUAAAAAUGCCUUCAACAGCAGCAUCGGAGUCCAGUCAGAUGAGAUUGACCUCUCUGACAUUCUCUCAGGGAAUGGAAAAGUGAGCAGCUGUGCAGCAGCAGAGGGCAGCUUCACAGCAUUAACAGGACUCUUGGAGGUGGAGCCUUUGCACUUUACUUGUAUCUCCACCAGUGAUGGCACACGGGUGGAACGAGAUGAUGCCAGCAUGUUCACUGUUAGUACAUUUGGAGUCACCCCAGCGGUGGGUGGCCUGUCAACAGGACCAGUUGGUGAAGCUUCUACUGCUCUGAGUUCUGCAGCCCAGGUGGCACUCCAGUCACUGUCUCAUGCCAUGGUGUCAGCAGAGCAGCAGCUACAGGUCCUGCAGGAGAAACAGCAGCAGCUGCUGAAGCUGCAGCAGCAGAAGGCCAAGCUUGAGGCCAAGCUGCAUCAGACUACCUCUGCAGCUGCAACGACUUCUGGCGUGGGGCCCAUCCACAACUCUGUGCCUUCAAACCCCUCCUCUGCUCCAGGCUUCUUCAUUCACCCUUCUGAUGUCAUCCCACCAACACCCAAAACCACACCACUCUUCAUGACCCCUCCUCUUACACCGCCCAAUGAAGCAGUGUCUGCGGCCUUUAGUGCUGAACUGGCUCACCUGUUUCCUGGCUCCAUGAUGGAUGCAGGGCCUGUCAACCUGGCUGCACACAAGAACACACAGAAAAACAAACCAAGCCCUAUGGGCAGUGGUCUGGCUUUGGCUAUUUCCCAGGCAUCCCACUUCCUGCAGCCUCCUCCACACCAGUCUAUCAUCAUCGAGCGGAUGCAUUCUGGAGCUCGUCGCUUUGUCACGCUGGACUUUGGCCGUCCAGUUCUGCUGACUGAUGCUCUGAUCCCGACCUGUGGCGACCUGGCCUCUCUAUCCAUAGACAUUUGGACUCUGGGUGAGGAAGUGGACGGCCGCAGGCUGGUGGUGGCCACCGACAUCAGCACCCACUCCCUUAUUCUGCACGACCUACUGCCACCACCUGUCUGCAGGUUCAUGAAGAUUACUGUGAUUGGGCGCUAUGGCAGUACCAAUGCCCGAGCAAAGAUCCCACUGGGCUUCUAUUAUGGCCACACUUACAUCCUGCCAUGGGAGAGCGAACUUAAGCUGAUGCACGAUCCUCUACGGGGAGAGAGUGAGGCUGCCAGUCAGCCAGAUGUGGAUCAACACUUGACCAUGAUGGUGGCACUGCAAGAGGACAUCCAGUGCAGAUACAAUCUUGCUUGCCAUCGGCUGGAGACCCUUCUGCAGAACAUUGACCUUCCACCUCUCAAUAGUGCCAACAAUGCCCAGUAUUUCUUACGGAAGCCAGACAAGGUAGUAGAGGAGGACCAACGCGUUUUCUCAGCUUACCAGGACUGCAUCCAGCUACAGCUGCAGCUGAACCUGGCUCACCACGCCGUCCAGCGGCUUCGUGUAUCACUUGGCGCUAGCCGCAAAUCGCUUCCUGCAGCCAGUGCUCCAGAGGCCCAGGAGCUUGUUCACAACUCCUCCACAGAGCAGCUGAGAACCAUCAUCCGCUAUCUGCUGGACACACUGCUCAGUCUGCUGCACUCCAGCAAUGGCCAUUCUGUGCCCUCAGUGCUCCAGAGUACCUUCCAUGCCCAAGCCUGUGAGGAGCUCUUCAAACACCUUUGUAUUAGUGGGACGCCAAAGAUCCGUCUUCAUGCUGGCCUACUGUUAGUGCAGCUCUGUGGAAGCGAGCGCUGGUGGGGCCAGUUCCUAUCUAAUGUACUGCAGGAGCUCUACAACUCUGAACAACUCCUCAUCUUUCCCCAGGACAGGGUAUUCAUGCUCCUGUCCUGCAUUGGCCAAAGAUCUUUGGGUAACAGUGGUGUGUUGGAGGGGCUCCUCAACCUCUUGGACAGUCUGCUUUCUCCACUGCAACAGCCACAAGCUGCUGCUCAGCGCAGGACUGAAGGUGUUCUGGAUAUUCCCAUGGUCAGCUGGGUAGUGAUGUUGGUUUCCAGACUGCUGGACUAUGUAGCCAGUAUUGAAGAUGAGGCUUCAGGUGGAAAGAAACACCUUGGAGGGAAAGAGAGGGAGAGACCAUCAACAGGUAUUCAGUGGAGCUUCAUAAAUAACAACCUUCAGUCUCAGAACUCCAGCAGAUCAGCUAAAGGCAGCAGCAGCCUGGAUCGCCUGUACUCCCGUAAGAUACGCAAGCAGCUUGUACACCACAAGCAGCAGUUAAAUCUAUUAAAAGCAAAACAGAAAGCUCUGGUCGAGCAGAUUGAAAAGGAGAAGAUCCAGAGCAACAAAGGCUCCUCCUACAAGCUGCUAGUGGAACAGGCCAAGCUCAAACAAGCCACAUCCAAGCACUUUAAAGAUCUGAUCCGUCUGCGGCGGACGGCUGAAUGGCCCCGCUCCACAUUGGACACGGAGUCCACAACAGCCAAAGAAACUCCAGAAGUCGAACCUCUUCCCUUCACGCUUUCCCAUGAACGAUGCAUCUCUGUGGUGCAGAAGCUGGCCCUCUUCCUCCUUUCCAUGGACUUCACCUGCCACGCUGACCUGCUGCUCUUUGUCUGCAAGGUCCUAGCUAGGAUAGCCAAUGCCACAAGACCCACUAUCCACCUGUGUGAGGUGGUGUCUGAGCAGCAGUUGGAGCGACUGCUGCUCUUGCUUGUCGGGACAGACUUUAACCGAGGGGACAUCUCCUGGGGAGGUGCCUGGGCACAGUAUUCUCUCACCUGUAUGCUUCAGGACAUCCUAGCAGGUGAACUUCUGUCUCCAGGUUCUCUGGACAGCAUGGACGAGGUGGUGGUGGGUGAAGAGGCUGGGGCUUCGUCUUCUUCGGCAGGGGCAGAUUCAGAUGACUCCAUGCCCCAGCCAGCACCCAUCCCGCUGGUAGAGAGCAUUGACGAGGCCCUGGUGCCUGAUAUCAUCGCAGGUACUACCGGGACCUCCUCAGUAUUCCAAAGUGCUCCACCUCUGUCAUCUUUGGAAAAAGAUAAAGACAUAGACUUUGACUUGCUACAAGACCUGAUGGAUGUUGAUAUUGAUCCUUUAGAUAUUGAUUUGGAAAAAGAUCCACUCGCUGCCAAAGUGUUUAAGCCUAUAAGUAGCACCUGGUAUGACUACUGGGGCGCUGACUAUGGCACGUAUGGGUACAACCCAUACAUUGGUGGAGUUGGUAUCCCUGUCUCCAAACCUCCAGUUGCUGCCGAAAAGCCUGGAUCACAGGGUCUUUCGGUCUCCGUAUCACAGGCACUGGACGCCAGACUAGAAGUGGGCCUGGAGCAGCAGGCUGAGCUGAUGCUCAAAAUGAUGGCAACUCUACAGGCCGAUUCGAUUCUACAAGCCCUCACUUCAAGUUCAUCCACAGUGAGCCAGGCAUCCAAUGGGACUGAUGACUCCCUCCUGAGAGCUCUCCAUGGUGGAGGCUCUCCUCCAGGCAGCAGCCUCAUAAUCCAGCCAUCAUCCAUACCCAUUUUGAGUGCCUGCUUCAACAAGCUCUUCUCCAUGCUCCAAGUUCACCACGUACAGCUGGAGUCCUUGCUACAGCUGUGGUUAACUCUCAGUCUCAACACAUGUUCUGGUGGCAGUGAAGAUAGCGGAUCAGACAUCUUUCUGUUCAAUGCCAGCCGAGUGCCCACCAUCCCUCUUAACCAAGCAUCCAUCAGCAGUUUCCUGACGGUGCUGGCAUGGUACCCCAACACUUCCCUCAGAACAUGGUGUCUGGUGCUGCACUCUCUCACAUUGAUGACUAAUAUGCCAGCCUGCGGCUCUGGCAACGCGAUGGGCUCUCCAGAAAGCACAGCUCAGCAGAUGGUGACUGAUCCCACCCUGGUCCAUGUCCUGGUGCGCUUCCUGUCAGGCAGCAGCACCAAUGGAACGAGUCAGCACAGCUCGCAGGUGGGACCCACUGCAACCCAGGCCAUGCACGAGUUUUUGAGCCGCCUGCAGGUUCACCUGUCCUCUACAAGUCCCCAGAUGUUUAGCGAGUUCCUGCUCAAACUGAUGCACAUCCUCUCUACUGAGAGGGGUCCAUUCCAAUCAGGCCAGGGUCCAUUGGAUGCCCAGGUGAAGCUACUGGAGUUUACUCUAGAGCAAAACUUUGAAGUGGUAUCAGUGGCCACUAUCUCCUCUGUCAUCGAGUCUAUUACAUUCUUGGUUCAUCAUUACAUCACUUGCUCAGAAAAGGUAGUUUCCCGUAGUGGCUCAGACAGCUCUGUGGGUGCCCGAGCUUGCUUCGGGGGUCUGUUUGCUAACAUUAUCCGGCCAGGCGAUGCAAAGGCUGUCUGUGGAGAGACCACGCGUGAUCAACUGAUGUUCGACCUCCUUAAACUCGUCAACGUGCUGGUGCAGCUUCCCCUGUCUGGAGACAGAGAGUUCAGUGGACGGCUGCCGCCGGCUGGGAGCGCAGCAUCUGAUAGCAGUGUGUCAGAUGAGGAGAAGGUCUGUGGCAGCAAAGAAAGCAUGGCUGGUGGAUCCACAUCCAGUCAGGGUCCUCCUGUGGGUGUAGCAGACCUUGUGCUGGCCAAUCAGCAGAUAAUGAGCCAGAUCUUGUCAGCACUUGGCCAGUGCAACAGUAGUGCCAUGGCCAUGAUUAUAGGGGCCAGUGGUCUCCACCUGACCAAACAUGAGAACUUCCAUGGUGGCCUGGAUGCCAUCUCGGUGGGUGAUGGCCUGUUCACCAUCCUUACCACCCUCAGCAAGAGGGCCACCUCAGUCCAGGUCAUGUUACAACCCAUCCUCACAUACAUGGCCUGUGGUUACAUGGGCAGACAGGGGUCUCUUUCCACCUGUCAGCUGUCAGAACCUCUCCUAUGGUUCAUCCUCAGAGUGCUGGAUACCAGUGAGGCACUCAAGGCCUUCCAUGACAUGGGUGGUGUACAGUUGAUCUGUAACAACAUGGUGACUAGCACUAGAGCCAUAGUGAACACGGCACGCAGCAUGGUGUCUACCAUCAUGAAGUUCUUAGAUUCAGGUCCUGGAAAGGCAACAGACGGCAACCUCAAAGCCAGAGUGAUGACAUCAGAGCCAGACAAUGCUGAGGGACUCCACAACUUUGCCCCUCUAGGCACCAUUACAUCUAGUAGCCCUACUGCACAGCCAGCAGAGGUUCUUCUCCAAGCCACGCCACCCCACCGCCGGGCUCGCUCAGCAGCCUGGUCCUACAUCUUUCUGCCAGAGGAGGCCUGGUGUGACCUCACCAUCCACCUCCCAGCUGCUGUACUGCUGAAGGAGCUACAUAUCCAGCCCCACCUAGCUUCACUGGCUACCUGUCCAUCCUCGGUGUCAGUGGAGAUCAGUGCUGAUGGGGUCAACAUGUUGCCGCUUUCUACACCAGUCAUCACCAGUGGCCUGACCUACAUAAAGAUCCAGCUGGUAAAGGCAGAAGUUGCUUCAGCUAUUUGUCUGAGGCUGCACCGGCCUCGUGAUGCCAGCACUCUUGGUCUGUCUCAGAUCAAACUCCUUGGAUUGACGGCCUUUGGUAAUACCUCCUCUGCAACUGUCAACAACCCCUUCCUCCCUUCUGAGGACCAGGUCUCUAAAACCAGCAUUGGAUGGCUUCGUCUUCUCCAUCAUUGCCUGACCCAUGUCAGUGACCUGGAGGCCAUGAUGGCCAGUGCUGCAGCACCCACCGCCAACCUGCUGCAGACCUGUGCUGCAUUGCUUAUGUCACCUUACUGUGGCAUGCACUCUCCCAACAUUGAGGCGGUGCUGGUAAAAAUCGGCCUGCAGUCCACUCGCAUCGGUCUCAAACUCAUUGAUAUUCUGCUGAGAAACUGUGCCGCCUCUGGCACCGACCCUGCCAAUUUGAACAGUCCUCUGCUGUUUGGGCGACUUAAUGGCCUCUCCUCAGACUCCACCAUUGACAUUCUGUACCAGCUGGGCACCACACAGGACUCUGGAACCAAAGACAGGAUCCAGGCUCUUCUCCAGUGGGUCCACGAUUCUUCCCGAGUGGCUGCCCAUAAGAUGAGUGGUCCAAUGGGAUACCCCGGGGCCAGUGCUGGCUCUUCUUCUGCUUCAUCAAGGGAAUAUGGCCUCCUCAUGCCGUCUCCUUCCCACCUCCACUGUGUGGCAGCCAUUCUGUGGCACAGCUAUGAGUUGCCAGUUGACUACGACCUCCCUGCACUGCUCAACAGAGAGCUCUUUGAGCUGCUGUAUAACUGGUCCAUGUCAUUGCCAUGCAACAUUGUGCUUAAGAAGGCUGUGGACAGCUUGCUGUGUUCCAUGUGUCACAUCCACCCCAGCUACUUCUCCCUGCUCAUGUCCUGGAUGGGGAUCGUCACAGUGCCCAGCGCCAGUCACUCUCAAGCAGAGCACUGCCGCCUCGCUAUGACCGAUGACGGCAAAAAGCAGCAUGAUGCAAACACCAGUGCUGCAGGACUUACAGAUGACUCAAAGCAUGCAAGACCCCCCAUUAAUCUGUCAGAGUCCCAGUUAACCACUCUAGGAGCUGCUUCCCAGUCUCCGGGAGCGAUAGAACAGCUGCUGGACUCAGGCUUACCUUCACUGCUGGUUCGCAGCCUGGCUCAGUUCUGUGUUGGCCUACUUGCUAGUGCUGACCUCCCUCUACCCGCUGCUCAGGCUGAGAGACGACACCACCAUCACAACUACCACUCUCCCUCUUCGUCCUCACAGAGUCGGCUGCCUCUGGCUGCAGAGCUGGCUGCUCCAGUGCUGCAUUUCCUCACAGAAGUAGGCAACAGCCACGCCAUGAAAGACUGGCUAGGAGGACCAGAGGUCAACCCACUGUGGACGGCACUGCUCUUCCUGCUGUGCCAUUCUAGUGCCAGUGCUAGUGCCGGAGCCAAUGCAGGUUGUCAGUCUCUGAGCUCUGGCUCUGCAGCAGGUCCCACUUCAUCCCAGUCUCAACCUUCAGGGUCGCGUUUCUCUCUGGCAUCUUCUGGGCAGGCGGGAGGACUCACCACCCAGCAGAGGACAGCUCUGGAGAAUGCUACAGUAGCCUUCUUUCUCCAGUGUAUCUCCUGUCACCCUAACAAUCAGCGGCUCAUGGCACAGGUUCUGUGUGAACUCUUCCAGUCUGCUCCUCAGCGAGGCAAUGUGCCGAUCUCCGGAAACAUCUCUGGCUUCAUACGAAGGCUUUUCCUGCAGUUGAUGCUGGAGGACGAGAAGGUCACAGUCUUCCUACAAUCUCCCUGUCCGUUGUACAAAGGUCGCAUCAAUGCUACCAGCCACAUGAUCCAGCAUCCCAUGUAUGGUGCAGGCCACAAGUACCGUACCCUCCAUCUGCCAAUCUCCACCACACUGGCUGAAGUCCUGGACCGGGUGUCUGACACACCCAGUAUUACAGCCAAGCUGAUCAAUGAACAGAAAGAGGACAAGGAGAAGAAGAAUCAUGAGGAGAAGGAGAAGAUGAAAGCAGACAAUGGUUUCCAGGACAACUACAGUGUUGUUGUGGCCUCAGGCUUAAAGUCUCAAUCCAAGCGGGCUCUUUCAACUCCACCCCGACCUCCAUCAAGGAGGGGCCGUGUCAUGAGCGACAAGUUGACUGCUUCGUCUGGUGUGGACCCCUCAGGCAAAACCAUCAGUGUGCCUGUCUUUCACCUCUACCACAAGCUGCUUCCAGGUCAGCCCCUUCCACCUGAGAUGACCCUGGCCCAGCUACUGACGCUCCUGUAUGACCGCAAGCUGCCACAGGGCUACCAGUCUAUCAACCUGACAGUCAAACUGGGCUCCAAGGUCAUCUCUGACCCUGGCCUUUCAAAGACAGACUCCUUCAAGAGGCUACGCACUGAGAAAGGUCCUCUCUAUGCUCUCCUUGCAGUGGAUCACUGUGACAUGCUCAGCAGCUGUCCUGAGGAUGAACCAAUGACGGUUAGUGAAGAAUGCCUGGAUGCCGCCACUGAUGAGUCCUUGUUGGAAACCAAUCCCAUCCAGUCACCUCUGCAGGUCUUUGCCGGCAUGGGCGGCCUGGCCCUCAUCGCAGAGAGGCUACCCAUGCUCUACCCUGAUGUCAUUCAGCAGAACUCUCUACUCCUGGAUGGUCAUUCACAGGUCAGCGCCCCAGUGGUGCCGUCAGCCACACAGGAGAAGCCCAAAGACAGUGACCAGUUUGAGUGGGUGACCAUUGAACAGUCCGGAGAGCUGGUGUAUGAGGCGCCAGAGUCCAUCGCUGCUGAGCCACCACCCAUCAACAAGCAGCAUUCCCAGUCGUCUUCAUCGUCAUCAUCCUCGGUGCAGACCAUGUCCCCCAUCCCUGCCCACUCGCUGGCAGCCUUUGGCCUGUUUCUACGCCUGCCGGGCUACGCUGAAGUGCUGCUGAAGGAGAGGAAGCAUGCCCAGUGUCUGCUGCGCCUGGUGCUGGGUGUCACAGACGAUGGAGAAGGCAGUCACAUCCUGCAGUCUCCAUCAGCUAACGUAUUGCCCACGCUGCCAUUCCAUGUCCUACGAGCCUUGUUCAGCAGCACUCCUCUGACCACUGAUGACGGCGUGCUACUGCGGCGCAUGGCUCUGGAGAUCGGUGCUAUCCAUCUCAUCCUGGCCUGUCUGUCAGCUCUAAGCCACCAUGCUCCUCGCAAUCCCAACGCUAGCACCAGCGUCUCAGAGCCCCAGAUUUCCAGUUGUCACGGUGGGGGGACCAGCGAGGAGCAGCAGCUGUACUGGGCUAAAGGAACUGGUUUUGGUACUGGAUCUACAGCAUCGGGCUGGGACGUAGAACAGGCCCUGACCAAACAACGGCUAGAAGAGGAGCAUGUCACCUGUCUACUCCAGGUCUUGGCUAGCUACAUCAACCCAGCAGGCUCCAGCAGCUGCCAUAGUGUUGAUGCCUCUUCUGCAGACAACAGGGGCCACAACAGCUCAGCACUGCCAGCAGUGCUGCAGGAGCUGCUGAGCCAAUCUUGCCUCAUCCCUGCGAUGUCCUCCUACCUGCGCAAUGAUUCAGUUCUGGAUAUGGCACGCCAUGUGCCUCUGUAUCGGGCACUACUGGAGCUGCUGAGGGCCAUUUCCACCAGCACAGCCCUGGUUCCCUUGCUGCUGCCUUUGUCUGGAGAACCAGGGCUCGAUGAGGAAGAGGAGGAUGAAGAGCAUUCUGAGGGUCAGACCUCAGUUGGAAUGCUACUGGCCAAGAUGAAAAUCUGUGUGGAUACAUACACCAAUCGCCUCAGGUCAAAGAAGGAUAAAAGUAAAGGUGUGGUGAAGACAGAAAGCUCAGACCCAGAGCCCGAGGGUUUGACUCUGCUGGUGCCUGACAUCCAGCGGACUGCUGAGAUAGUAUACGCUGCUACAACAAGCCUACGGCAGGCCAACCAAGAGCGAAGGCUAGUGGAGUCUUCAAAGAAGGCGUCAAGCAGGCCCAAGCCCCUGUCCAUACUCCGCUCUCUGGAAGAAAAGUAUGUAGCUGCCAUGAAGAAACUACAAUUCGACACCUUUGAAAUGGUCUCAGAGGACGAGGAUGGGAAGCUGAUGUUCAAGGUCAACUACCACUACAUGUCUCAGGUGAAGAAUGCCAGUGAUACCAACAGUGCAGCGAGAUCUCGCCGCCUUGCCCAGGAGGCUGUCACCCUGUCCACCUCUCUGCCCUUAUCAUCCUCUUCCAGCGUCUUUGUCCGCUGUGAUGAGGAGAGACUGGACAUCAUGAAGGUUCUCAUCACAGGCCCAGCUGACACCCCCUAUGCCAAUGGCUGCUUUGAGUUUGAUGUGUAUUUUCCCCAAGACUAUCCUAACUCGCCUCCGCUGGUCAACCUGGAGACCACCGGUGGACACAGUGUUCGCUUUAACCCUAACCUCUACAAUGAUGGCAAAGUAUGUUUAAGUAUCCUCAACACAUGGCACGGGAGACCAGAGGAGAAAUGGAACCCACAGACCUCAAGCUUUUUACAGGUGCUAGUGUCGGUGCAGUCCCUCAUCCUAGUGGCUGAGCCUUACUUCAAUGAGCCAGGUUAUGAACGCUCCCGCGGGACUCCAAGUGGCACUCAGAGCUCUCGGGAGUAUGAUGGCAACAUUCGACAGGCCACUGUCAAGUGGGCAAUGCUGGAGCAAAUGCGGAACCCGUCACCAUGCUUCAAAGAGGUGAUCCACAAACAUUUCUACCUGAAGAGAACAGAGAUCAUGUCUCAGUGUGAGGAGUGGAUCGCUGACAUCCAGCAGUACAGCAGUGACAAGCGGGUUGGGCGCACCAUGUCUCACCAUGCUGCUGCUCUAAAGAGACACACAGCUCAGCUCAGAGAGGAGCUCCUGAAGCUGCCCUGCCCAGAUGGACUGGAGCCGGACAGCGACGAGUUCUCAGAGAAGAGCGCCGCCCUCAUCCUCAAAGAGCUGCCCAGUCAGGAUGCAGAGAAGCCUGGCAGCAGUCAGGACGGCCACUGCAGCGAGGGUCAGCUAUGAAGCUCCAACCCUCACUCCCCAUCCCUCCCUUUAACCCCUUAACCUCUUCCAGCAUCUUCAGCCCCCACCUUCCUGAUUACUCUUUCAAAGACUGGAUGGCUUCAGAGCACAAGCCAUCACUUUGUCAAUAUUUGUAUGUAAAGAUCUAAUAGCAGAACGAGGGGACGACAAGGUGACGAGAUGAACUCUGAACUAUGCUAUGCCCUUAUUGAAAACAGUCAACAAAAACUUUUAUUUACCUGUAAAAGAGUGUAAACAUUUUGUGCUUUUUUCCAAUUGUGAAAUAACCACUGAUUGGUAUGUUAUUAAACUUGUUUAUGUAUACAUAAUGGCAGAGGAAAAAUUACAGAUUAUAUAAGGGAAACUACCUUUAGAGAAGAAUGUUUACUGAAUGUGUUUUUUCUUUUCUUUUUGACUGUUAGAGCGAGAGUAGUUGUAACCAAGGAUAUAUUGGUCAUUCUUUAAGGAAACUAUUUAAAAAAGAAAACAUACAGGUAACAGAAUCUGAGAUAAAAUCCCCUCUGAUCAUCCGUUGCUUCAUCUGAUUUCUUUCGGAUCAUAUCCACUUGAAUAAAGGUUGAGAUGGACAUUCUUAAAUGCUAUGUUAUCCGUUUUACAGGCUCCAGAUUAAACAGCACCAUGCUCUUGAUAAACGUUGUUGCCUCUCAGAACCUCUCCAUGACUGCUUUCCAUCAACAUGACUGUAGAUCCCAAGACUGUGUGUCAGAGCCACAUGGGAAAUGAUGUACUUUGAAGGCUUGUGCAUGUGUAUGUGUGUUUUCUGUGCGUGUGCAACAAUCCCCAGUGAGAUACAAAGCUGUGAUGUGCCUUUGAUCUACACCAUACCACCAAAUACUCCAACUGAGUACCUUUACUGAUUUCUUUGCUCUUUCUACAAAAUUAAGAAUUCUGCUCCGUCUGACAUAAAAGAAACUGCUUUGAUCUUUUUUUUAUUAUGUUGAACUCCAGUGAACAAAAAAAAAAUGCACUUUCUAUUUUACUCACUCCUCAGAACAGUCACAUAUUCCUUUUGCUAGGACAUUAAAUGGAGCUUGAAAGUA